Messenger RNA from Oryzias melastigma (Indian medaka), 990 nucleotides. RefSeq names its product olfactory receptor 2AT4. NCBI's taxonomy places the organism in Eukaryota, Metazoa, Chordata, Actinopteri, Beloniformes, Adrianichthyidae. The transcript has a single exon. Gene Ontology annotation, molecular function: G protein-coupled receptor activity; olfactory receptor activity. Gene Ontology annotation, cellular component: membrane. Gene Ontology annotation, biological process: G protein-coupled receptor signaling pathway. Bases 1 to 990 code for a protein of 329 amino acids. The record is from RefSeq and is a predicted model, not a curated record.
AUGAUAAUGAUAUCUGUCAAUGUUACAAAGGUAAAAGAUUUCAUUAUCCUUGGUAUUCCAGGACUUUUACCUGAAUAUUAUGGACUUGCAUCGUUUGUGUUUCUGGUUGUUUAUAUCAUUAUUUUGUUUGGGAAUAUUUUCAUUUUAGCUGUCAUUAUAUUUGAGAGGGUCCUCCAUAAGCCAUCGUAUUUGAUCUUUGCGCACCUUGCAAUGACUGACGUCAUAUUUGGCACUUUGACCAUCCCAAAAAUCAUCGCCCGAUAUUGGUGGAACGACAUGAUAACGCCAUUCACAACCUGCUUUGCACAAAUGUUUUUUGUCCAUUCUUUAGGAGCAAUCCAUUCCUUCAUUUUGCUGGUCAUGGCUUUGGAUCGCUUCGUUGCCGUUUGGUUUCCGUUGAGAUACCCAGCCGUAAUCACCAACAAAACAACUUCUAUCGCUUGCAGCUUGUGCUGGACUUUAACAUUCAUUCGGAUGAUGGGGAUUGUGCUGCAUGCCUCCUCUUUAUCCUUCUGUGAUAUAAGGGUAUCACAAUGUUACUGUGAUCACGCAUCAGUAACUAAGUUGGCAUGUGGCGAAAAUGUUGCAUUUGUCCAAGAGGUUGCUUUCGCAAACGCAAUGGUGACCCUCUUGUUUCCCUUGUCAUUCAUCAUUUUCUCCUAUUUUUCCAUCAUCAUAGCUGUUCUGAAAAUGUCGAACACUGAGGGAUAUCGCAAAGUGCUGUCCACCUGUGCACCUCAGAUCCUAACCACAUGUCUUUACUACGUGCCCAGAUGUGUUGUAUACAUUACUGACAAUUUGAAAGUAAAAGUCAGUCCUGAUGCCCGGAUAAUAAUCGCCCUGUUGUACAGCCUCAUCCCUGCUGCAGUUAAUCCUCUCAUAUAUUGCCUCAAGACUGCAGACAUUAAAGCAGCUUUGAUAAAAAGGUUUAAAAGUAGGAAAAUAAAUAUGGCCCUUAAAAGCAACACUAAGCAAGGACACAAGUACUGA